Microsporum canis CBS 113480 is the source of this 699-nucleotide messenger RNA. RefSeq lists its product as hypothetical. The record is from RefSeq and is a predicted model, not a curated record. Lineage: Eukaryota; Fungi; Ascomycota; Eurotiomycetes; Onygenales; Arthrodermataceae. Bases 1 to 699 code for a protein of 232 amino acids. The transcript has 2 exons.
AUGCGUUUACUUCCAAUUGUCAUGACCAUUGGUUCGGCACUCGGUGCAAUCCUCAUAGACUUUCAGUCUCAGCGAGGAGAUGAUCCAUCCACCCUAGGCCUGCGGAACCUCGAAACCACACGAGGAACAAUGAUCCAGGAUAAUAUUCCAGACUUGUUCAUUAAGAAAGGAAACGACCCAAAUGGCGUUCCCGCGGCCCAUUUCCACAAAAAGAUGGGAAUGCUCCGCGCUGAGUAUCACUCGCUCAACAAAGAAACGAAGAAAAAUAAGACCUAUGCCAUUCGCUAUGAAUUUUCCCUGGGGGAAGUUCAGCAGAGCCUCAGCAUUUGGCAAUUUAAGGAAUAUCUCACGGAUAACGCCGAAGAUGGUGGGGCUAACGUCCCUCUGGCCUUGAAAUUCUCUCGCAACAAUCUCCAGCUUCAGUAUCAGCCUAAAUGGGAUGCGCCACGGCAGGUCCUAUGGCAAACCACGCCUAAGGUCAACACCAGGUACCGUGCAGACUUCUUGAUCAACACAAACACGCCGGGUUGGGUCAAGUUUUCCUGGAAUGGAGAAGUCCAAAAACUUGGUCCUCAGGGGGAUACUCAGUUCGCCGCAACGACGUUUCCUGGUCGGGCGGAUCCAAAGUUUGGGGCGUAUCUUGCCGAUAAUGUUGACAUCGAUUUUUAUGUCUAUAGAGUCCUCAUCGAGGAGAACUAG